AUGAGUCCUUUUAAUUAUCAGCUUCUUCCAGAGAUGACAUUAAAGUAUUAAGAUUUUUGUAAGGCAAUUGCUAUAAAUUUUGAUAAUUCGAUAGUAUUAUUGUCAGCAGGAACAAAAAUCAAUAUUUUUUAUUUCAAAGAAGGAUAUUUGAAACUACUUCAAAAAUUAAGAAAACAUUCUAAUUAUGUUCAUACAUUGAAUAUGUUUAGAAAUAAUUAAAAUUUUAUAUCUAGUGCAUCAGAUAGUUAAAUUUUUAUUUGGAACAUUAAUCUCAACUAAAACUCUAAAUAUCUAAUAAAAUUAAAGGAACAUUCAUAGAGUGUUAAUUGUUUAUUAAUUCGUUAGCCAUAAGAAGAUUUAAUCAUUAGUGGCUCUUCAGAUAAGAGUAUUAAGUUUUGGUCGUAAAAUUCAACUUCAACUAAAACUUGGUCUUGCUUUUAAACUAUUAAUAAACAUACUAGUGAUAUAUUUGGAAUGUCUAUAAAUGAAGAAGGCAAUAGAUUACUCUCUUGUGCAAAUGAUAAAACUAUUCUAAUUACCGAAUGUUAAAUGAAUGGAUUAUGGUGUAUAAAAUAAAGAAUAGAUGUUAAAAUCUCAGGUGGAAGAGUUACUUUCAUAAAAAAUGAAUUAUUUGUAUUUCUUCCGAAUAUCUCUCCUGAUGGAGAAACUUUCGAAGGUAGCGAAUAAAUUGAAUUAUAUAGAUUAAAUUAAUGCUCAUAACAAUAUAUAAAAUGCAAUACUAUCCCAAUUAAAGGAGGGGAUAAUGAUUGUACACCUUGUUUUCCCUAAUUAUAUAAUAAUAGCAAGUAAAUUUUGAUAUGCAAAAAUGGAGAAUAUGUAAAUUUUCUAUAAUUUGACGUUUUUCACUCUUUAGAAUAUUAGUGUAAAUUUUAAUUUGCAAUUAAUUUCUUUUCUAAUCGAACAUUUGGAACUCUUAGUUAAGAUGGAUAAUAUUUUAUAACUUGGUGUUAUAAAACUGAACAAAUUUAAAUUAGAAAAUUUAAAAACUGA
Messenger RNA from Paramecium sonneborni, 1011 nucleotides. NCBI's taxonomy places the organism in Eukaryota, Ciliophora, Oligohymenophorea, Peniculida, Parameciidae. The record is from the annotation of a GenBank genome assembly.